Messenger RNA from Pygocentrus nattereri (red-bellied piranha), 1617 nucleotides. It is a transcript of the gene tmem222b, whose product is annotated as transmembrane protein 222b. The transcript is spliced from 6 exons. The record is from RefSeq and is a predicted model, not a curated record. Lineage: Eukaryota; Metazoa; Chordata; Actinopteri; Characiformes; Serrasalmidae. Bases 166 to 714 code for a protein of 182 amino acids.
GUCAUUCUAACUCUCCGUUCCACCUUAAACAGCGCGGUCGCUGCGCUACAGAGCCGGGGGCGCCAGAAUGCGCGCCGCGCGGUUUAAGGUGGAGCGCGGAGUUGUGAGGCGAGCGUGGCGGAGAGGAAGCUGACGGAGCGCCGCGGAGCAGAUGAAGGAGAUGUUAUGGCGGAUGUGGAGACAGAAUCCAUGAAGAACUACCAGAUCGCCGAGGAGAAGAUCGACCCGAACUCGAGCCGGUACCCCUACUGCAUCGUCUGGACUCCGAUCCCCGUUUUAUCAUGGCUGUUUCCAUUCAUCGGACACAUGGGGAUCUGCACGUCUUCAGGGGUGAUUCGAGACUUCGCUGGACCGUACUUCGUAUCGGAGGACAACAUGGCUUUUGGAAGACCAACAAAGUACUGGAUGCUGGACGUGAGUAAAGUGUACGCCAGCGGCUCCAACGCCUGGGACACGGCGGUUCACGAUGCCUCAGAGGAGUAUAAACACAGAAUGCACAACCUCUGCUGUGACAACUGUCACUCUCAUGUCGCUAUGGCGCUGAACUUGAUGCGCUACGACAACAGCACCUCGUGGAACAUGGUGAACCUCUGUCUGCUCGCGCUCAUCCACGGAAAACAUGUCAGCUGCGCUGGCUUUCUGAAGACCUGGCUGCCGUUUCUGAUCCUGACCGCUGUGGUGGUCUCUCUGGCUCUGUAUGUGAACCUGCGGUGACCCAGCAGGAGCAGACUGUGACGGGGGGGCAGACCCCUACAUCCUGACGGAGAUCUAGGUCUCCAUGAGGUGGGACUCCAAUGACUGCCUGCUGGACCUUCUGGACGGAGGAUGACGACAAACCUCGUCCAAUCGUAGAGGAGCCCGAGAGGGAACCCUAACGCUCAGCGUGUUUGUGGUAGAAUAGAGAACCUGCCGCAGGUUCCUCGUCACUUGGUGACGUAAAACUCUAAACUCGUCUUCCGACGUUCUGCUUCGGUGCUGCUUUACGGUUCUGUUUGCUAAUUAGAUUAUUAUUGUGCCGUAAUAUCGGUGCACAGCAUCUAAUUUCUUUACCUCUGCGAUUGAGAUCAGACUAAUAAUCUCUGCACAUUCAGAUUAUUGUUUUUAUUAUUUUCUGAUUAAAUGAAGCAAAAACUUGAUCUGAUACUUUAAUCUUAUUCAGGUUCAGCGCUGCAGUUUGUUUGCGUCUCAGCAUGCGUUCAAGUGCAUUAAUAAUAAUUAUAUAUUAGAAUGUUAGAGUUGAUUCGCUCUUUAUGAUAUUAACAGUUAAGUGGCGCCUCUUUUGCUUUAGAUUUAAAUAAUCUGUACUCAAAUACCAGCGUACUUUUCAUUUUGGACGCUUCGGUUCUUAUUAAAUUUUCAUUUUGCUUACAUUCAGAGCCCCGUUUCUAUGGCGACCGAUCAUUCUCACAACCAGACCUUAAGUUAUGCAGAUAAGCAGUAUUCAUUUAAUUGAUUGAUCAGAUGGAGCUCUUCAUACGGUACAGCAAAAACAGAAAUGACUCAUUUUUCUAUUGUUAAGUUUUUAAUAUGUCUCUCCACACGUCUCUGUCUCAUUACUGUCUCGUUUACUGUUUUCCUUUUUAUAUUCAGAAAUAAAGGAGUUUGAAUCACUUUUAA